Molecule: messenger RNA, 1572 nt
Organism: Ylistrum balloti
Lineage: Eukaryota; Metazoa; Mollusca; Bivalvia; Pectinida; Pectinidae
Product: forkhead box protein B1-like
Exons: 1
Coding region: 1-1572 (523 amino acids)
Biological process (GO): cell differentiation; anatomical structure morphogenesis; regulation of transcription by RNA polymerase II
Molecular function (GO): RNA polymerase II cis-regulatory region sequence-specific DNA binding; DNA-binding transcription factor activity, RNA polymerase II-specific
Source: RefSeq, a predicted model, not a curated record
AUGGAGAAUGUACGUUUGUCACUCCUUCAAAAUAUCCAUACACUCGAGCUCCCGAGUAAACACAAGACAGUCUACAAAAGACAUGGAAAACCUCCUUAUUCCUACGCCGGGAUGAUUAUCGUCGCCAUCAUGAGGUCACCAAAGCGCAUGCUCAGUCUGAGCCAGAUUCACGAGUACCUGAGGAAUAUGUUCGACUUUUUCCAGCAGUCGUAUUCGGGUUGGAAGGACUCCGUACGUCACAAUUUGUCUCACUGUAAGUGUUUUGUGAAGGGCGGAAAGACCCCUGACGGUAGGAACAACUUAUGGACGGUAAACAUGUCUGAGGUGACACCAAGUCUCUUCCGGCGCCAGCAGACCGCUAUUGCUAAGGACGGUAACUAUGCAGAGGACCUUCAUGAUGAGCUCCAGGUACCACGAAUAGAGAUCCCCUUCUUCAAUUACUCCCGAGGAGCCCCGUCAAAGCCUAUGCCUGACCAUACAUCCUCUGCCGCGUCGGCAAUCGGAAGUAAAGAUGACAAUGACGUAAGAACGCGAUUUGGUGACGACGGUAGUCAGGCGUCUUCCUCCUCUACAGAAACUUCUGUGCCGAAUUCUCUUACCUUUAACAACAGCGGACCUUCGACACCUGUGCUUUAUCGUUUACCGUCGGGAUCAUCUGUCAACAGCCCUAUCAUUCUGAACAGUCCAGACAAUGUAAACACAUCAACUGUCCGCCCACCCUCUGCUUUGUCCGCUUCUGCUUCGUCGACGGCACUCCGGUCCCUCAGUGAACAUUCGUGCCGAUGUCCUUCGCCUGCUUUCUCCGAUAUCACGGAACCUCGGACCCCGGACAGUGAUACGAACAGUUUCCGACCAAUCACUGAAGACCUCCAGCCCGGUUGGAUAACUCCCAUUGGCCUUGUUCGCGACGGGUCAGAUCUGACACGGGGCGCCUCCUGUUUGUCGGACGUGUCACCAUCUCGAAGCAUGUCUUUGUCAUCAAAGAAAGUUCCCAAGAGGAAGCAGGUUCGACACAGACCUAAGGUGCGUAAGGCAAUGAAAAAGGACACAUCUGGAACGUCAGUCGUCAGUACAAACAGUACUUUUACUGUGAAGACGUAUGCAGACCUACAGACACUCGUGACCCACUCAUCUGAUCAGUGGGAAGUAUCUAUCGACAAAGCUAUCGGUAAUCUACACGUGCUCUGUAUGCCCAGCUCUGAACAUACCGGACAUUCUCCCGUCAUAGACACGGUCUAUACAUCAGGAGGUCAAUCUUGUCCUGCAAUUGACGAACCGACAACAUUCCUUCCUGGAAAUGGCAACUACUAUACACAGACAUAUCAUGUCAGUGAAGGAGACCCAGCUACACUUGGCCAGACUUUCGGUAACCCGGGAUCUCAUUGGAACGAUCACACCUACUCCAGCCCUGAACGUGCGCCUACGGAAAACAAACGCCAACGUCGGAUCAGCGAAACAACGACCGACAACUCCAUCGGGGUCAACACUCAGACGAUUUCUUCAGUUGACACGGACUCAAACUCUCUAGAGGAGUUCGCUGAUUGUGCAUUAUGGUAUGGCCUGCUGGGCUAG